AUGUCUGCGCCACCAUCUCAAACAUCUGCGGGACCCUCGGGUUCUGCAGAAUCCACAGCAACAAAGAAAGUGAACGCAGACUAUGGCGUCUUUGGUCAGGUCUUGUACCACCUGGUGUCUUUCACGGAAGGGUACGAGCAGCAGGUGUUGUACAUGUGUGUUAGGACCUUCAAGUCGACUUUGAAGUUCUCCAAGCGGCAGCUGACGAUGUUGGUGACGGUGUCUAUCAUGUCACGCAUGUGUUGCUCAUUAGUUUGGGGACUGCUGGCGGACGCGUUUGAGACUAACCUCGUGUUGGCUGCUGGGUUGUUGUUCAUGGGCAUCGCGUCAAUCUUUCUGAGCUCCGCGUCACACUACUCCGCGAUCCUCUUCCUGCGCUUCUUGCACGGCGCCGCAUUCGGUUGCGUGUACCCAGUUCAGCAGAAGAUUGUUGCUGAAUCCGAUGAUGAUCAAAACAGCAGCAGCACGUUCACCCGCCUUCACGCUCUGAAUACCAUCGGCCGUAUGCUUUGCGCCGUCUUAACCACGGAGGCCGCUCAAAACAUCUUGCUCGGAUAUAUUGGCUGGCGUGUCUCGUACAUCGUGUUGGGAUACGUGUGGAUCUCAAUUGGUAUUGCAAUUAUAUUUGGAAUGAAAAGUGAUGAGGAUCUCACGUCGCCCUAUGAAUCCAUAGAAAUUUUCAUCAGCCAAAUAUCAGGGGCCUUUCAAGCGGUUUUUAUGUCUUGGUCAGCAUUUCUGUCCAUCUUUACUAUGCUGAUCGCAGAAGCUCCGAUGUGCACCCUGCCGUACAUGAUCACGUACCUGGAGUACUUGGGUGUGUCUGACCUGAAGGUGGGUAUUGCGAUCGUGGUCACAACUAUCGGCGGUGCGGCGGGAACUGCGGCUGGAGGGAUUGUUAUUGACAAGAUUACAAAAUUGCAUCCGGAUUAUGGAGAGUUGAUUGCCGGCAUCGUCGUGAUGGGCGUCCGAUUGAUCGUGUGCCUCUUGUUCUUCAUGUCCCCGGCGCCGGACGGACGUUUGCUGUGGUAUCACUACAUAGAGUUUGCGAUUCUUGGGGCGACGUUGGUCACGGUUGGUGGCGUAGACAGGCCCAUUAUGAAGAAAGCGAUCGAGGACAAGUACCAGGCUACGGCCUCCGCCAUAAUCCAGUGCAUAUCCGGCAUCUCGAUUAGCGUCAGCUUCGUCGAGAUCUUUGCAUGGGUGUCCGAGAAGCUGCACGGCUACGUCCCCUCUAACAAGCCACUCGAAGCCAUGGAUGAUGGUAUGAAAGAUAGAAAUACAGAGGCCCUCCGGAAGUCGACCAUGUACAUCAUCGUAAUAGGCUCACUGCUCAACAUCGCUUGCUAUGGCGCGUUAUUUGGCAGAUACAAAGAGGACAAGAAGGAUGUUGAAAAGAAAAAUGUAGUAUGGCAACAAGAAAGGGCAGCAAGGCAGUAUAAGAAGAGCACUUUAGAGGAAAGGGCGAUCACAAAACUGCCAGACGAUGAAGAAUCGAAGGAACAGGCCGUAGAAGAAGCAGAACCACUACAAUAA
Messenger RNA from Babesia ovata, 1533 nucleotides. Its product is annotated as major facilitator superfamily member protein. Gene Ontology annotation, biological process: transmembrane transport. Gene Ontology annotation, cellular component: membrane. The coding region runs from base 1 to 1533 and encodes 510 amino acids. Gene Ontology annotation, molecular function: transmembrane transporter activity. The record is from RefSeq and is a predicted model, not a curated record. The transcript is spliced from 2 exons. NCBI's taxonomy places the organism in Eukaryota, Apicomplexa, Aconoidasida, Piroplasmida, Babesiidae.